AACCGAGCUUGAUGUUGAGGCGUGUUGAGCUUUAGUUGAGCUUCUUGGGCUAUCCAUUCCCAUCCACCCAUCCCCACGAAUGAAGAACAAGAACGAUAUUGCACAUAUUACAUCACCCCGAAGCCCGGUCAUUCUCUUCGUUGUCCAUUUCUUCUCUCCUCCCCCCCAAUUCUCUGUUUUCAUCCUCUCUGUAAUACCCAUCCCAUCUCAUCUCCAAGAAGUCGCCCUUGCCCUGACUUGAUUGGCACUUCCCCAACUAGUCCCGCAAGGACAAACUUUUCUAGCCUCCCUUAAUUCCAGAGUCUCUACUUUUUCAGCUGGCGAAGCAUCAACACCUGCUCGUCUUUUACGAGCUUUGAUACCCUCAAAAUGGUUGCCGUCAAUGGGAAGAGUGCAUCGAAUGGCACAGUCCCAGUCAUGAUCGCGCCAUCAUACGCAGAAAAGCACAAGCUGGCCGACCAUUUUAUUGGCGGAAACAAAUUGGCAAAUGCAGCCCCCAGUCCUGUAAAGGACUUUGUUGCAAAUAACGAUGGGCAUACGGUCAUUACCAAUGUGAGUUGUCGAUGCUAAUCUUGGUGGAUUACGGGAAUACAGUCUGACAGCGAGGCAGGUUUUGAUUGCCAACAAUGGUAUUGCCGCGGUCAAGGAGAUCCGAUCAGUGCGAAAAUGGGCCUACGAGACCUUUGGAGACGAGCGAGCUAUUCAGUUUACCGUCAUGGCAACUCCGGAAGAUUUGGCCGCAAACGCAGACUAUAUUCGAAUGGCUGAUCAAUAUGUCGAAGUACCCGGAGGAACAAACAACAACAACUACGCCAAUGUGGAGCUCAUUGUCGACGUUGCGGAGCGUAUGAACGUCCACGCAGUAUGGGCAGGAUGGUGAGUAGUGGAGUUCUCACUCUCUGGAAAACAAAAACUUAUUUUCUCUAGGGGCCAUGCUUCAGAAAACCCAAAAUUACCCGAGUCGUUAGCAGCCUCACCCAAAAAGAUCGUCUUUAUUGGCCCUCCUGGAUCUGCCAUGCGAUCUCUGGGAGACAAGAUUUCUUCGACGAUUGUUGCACAACACGCUAAAGUCCCUUGCAUACCUUGGUCUGGAACUGGUGUGGACGAGGUUCAAGUCAACGAGGACGGCAUUGUCACUGUCGAAGACGAGGUUUAUAAGAAGGGAUGUGUUCAAUCCUGGCAAGAAGGUCUUGAGAAGGCCCUGGCAAUUGGCUUUCCUGUGAUGAUUAAAGCCUCAGAAGGAGGUGGUGGAAAGGGUAUCCGAAAGGCAGAUAGCGAAGAAGGCUUCGAGGCUCUUUAUAAAGCUGCUGCAAGCGAAAUUCCCGGAUCUCCAAUUUUCAUCAUGAAGCUUGCAGGCAAUGCUAGACAUUUGGAGGUUCAGUUGUUGGCUGAUCAGUACGGAAAUAACAUCUCGCUUUUUGGCAGAGAUUGUUCAGUUCAGCGAAGACAUCAGAAGAUUAUUGAAGAAGCUCCGGUCACAAUCGCGAAACAGCCAACUUUCCAGGCAAUGGAAAAGGCAGCUGUUCGUCUGGGUCGUCUCGUAGGUUACGUUUCGGCGGGUACUGUCGAGUAUCUAUAUUCCCAUGCCGACGACAAGUUCUACUUUUUGGAACUCAACCCCAGAUUGCAGGUCGAGCAUCCAACGACCGAGAUGGUCAGUGGUGUAAACUUGCCUGCAGCCCAACUUCAAGUUGCUAUGGGUUUGCCACUCCAACGUAUUCGCGACAUCAGAUUACUAUACGGCGCAGAUCCUUCGACUGCAACAGAAAUCGACUUUGACUUUUCCAAGGAAAAUAGUUCCCUUACUCAGCGCAGACCCACACCAAAGGGUCAUACCACUGCCUGCCGUAUUACAUCGGAAGACCCAGGAGAAGGAUUCAAGCCUUCAAACGGAAAGAUGACGGAAUUGAACUUCAGAAGUAGUUCUAAUGUCUGGGGUUACUUUUCCGUGGGAACGGCUGGAGGUAUCCACAGCUUUUCCGACAGUCAAUUUGGUCACAUUUUCGCUUAUGGCGAGAACCGUGCAGCAUCAAGAAAACACAUGGUUGUUGCCCUGAAGGAAUUGAGCAUUCGUGGUGAUUUCCGAACCACAGUAGAAUAUUUGAUCAAGUUAUUGGAGACUCCUGCGUUUGAGGACAAUACGAUCACUACAGGUUGGCUCGAUGAGCUUAUUUCCAAGAAGUUGACUGCCGAGCGACCUGAUCCCAUGUUGGCCGUCGUUUGUGGUGCUGUCACCAAAGCCCACAUUGCCAGCGAGGCAUGCAUUUCUGAUUACCGAACAAGCUUGGAGAAGGGUCAAGUUCCUGCCAAGGAUAUCCUUAAGACCGUGUUCCCAAUCGACUUUAUCUAUGAUGGUCAUCGUUACAAGUUCACCGCUACGCGUUCAAGCCUGGAUAGCUACCAUCUGUUCAUCAACGGCUCAAAAUGCUCAGUUGGUGUUCGGGCUCUUAGCGAUGGGGGAUUACUAGUUCUGCUUAGCGGUCGAAGUCACAAUGUCUAUUGGAAGGAGGAGGUCGGUGCUACUCGCUUGAGUGUUGAUAGCAAGACUUGUCUGUUGGAACAAGAGAACGAUCCCACUCAACUAAGAACACCUUCACCAGGAAAGCUGGUCAAAUUCACCGUCGACAAUGGGGAGCAUGUCAAGGCAGGUCAGCCAUUUGCCGAGGUUGAAGUCAUGAAGAUGUAUAUGCCCCUCCUUGCACAAGAGGAUGGUAUCGUGCAGCUCAUCAAACAGCCAGGAGCUACCCUUGAGGCCGGUGAUAUCCUAGGUAUACUUUCUCUUGAUGACCCAUCCAGAGUCAAGCACGCACAGCCAUUCUUGGGCCACCUUCCAGAUCUUGGACCACCUCAAGUUGUUGGUACCAAACCUUCCCAAAGAUUUCUGUUGCUUCAUACCAUUUUGAAGAACAUUCUUGAUGGUUUCGACAAUCAAGUCAUCAUGACAUCCACUCUGAAGGACUUGAUCGACGUUCUUCGUGACCCUGAGCUUCCUUACAGCGAGUGGAACGCACAAUUUUCUGCUCUCCACGCAAGAAUGCCUCAACGUCUAGACGCAAUCUUCACACAGAUUGUUGAAAGAGCUCGAGCUCGAAAGGGCGAAUUUCCAGCAAAGAAUCUUCAAAAGGCACUUGCCAAGUUUAUCGAAGAAAGUGUUUCUCCUGAGGAUGUUGAUCUGUUGAAGGCUGCUCUUGAACCUCUCAUUGAAGUCAUGGACCGAUACGCUGAAGGAGCCAAAAUUCAUGAAUUGUCUGUCUUUUCCGGUCUCCUGCAGCAAUACGCAGCUGUCGAACGACUCUUUUCUGGUAGAACCUCUCGUGAUGAGGAAGUCGUCCUGAAAUUGAGAGAUGAGAACAAAGAGGACAUCACCAAGGUCAUACAAACCGUACUUUCCCAUAGCAGAAUCGGUUCCAAGAACAAUCUUAUCUUGGCAAUUCUUGAAGAGUACAGACCUAACAAGCCAAAUGCUGGUAAUGUCGCCAAGUACUUUCGCCCUGCACUCAAGAAACUCACCGAAUUGGAGUCGAGACAAACAGCCAAGGUUUCUUUGAAAGCUCGCGAGGUCCUCAUUCAGUGUGCUCUCCCCUCUCUGGAGGAGCGUGCUGCUCAGAUGGAGCACAUUCUACGCUCAUCUGUUGUCGAAUCAAGAUAUGGUGAGACCGGAUGGGAACACCGUGAGCCAGACCUGGAGGUUCUCAAGGAGGUUGUAGACUCGAAGUACACUGUAUUUGAUGUACUUCCUAUCUUCUUCGGCCACCAAGACCCGUGGGUCUCCCUCGCCGCUCUCGAGGUCUAUAUCAGAAGAGCCUAUCGUGCGUAUUCGUUGAAGCAGAUCGAGUACCACAAUGAUUCUGCUGAGCCACCAUUCAUUGUCUCCUGGGACUUCGUUUUGCGCAAGGUUGGAGCUUCAGAGUUUGGCAUGCCAAUUCAAUCAUCUGCUCCAUCCACACCAGCAACCCCAUCAUAUGAAGGUUCCAAUCCAUUCAAGAGAAUUAGCUCCAUCAGUGAUAUGUCAUACUUGGUCCAGAAGAGCGACCACGAGCCAACCAGAAAGGGUGUUAUUGUUCCUGUGCAAUACCUUGAUGAGGCAGAGGAAUACCUUGCUCGGGCACUGGACGUGUUCCCCCUCGCCGGAAGCAAAAAGAAGUCAUCGAACGGCCUUAUGCCAGAGUUGGGCGGCAAGCGAAAGCCUACUGCACCCAAGGUUGAAAGCAUCGACGAGCUCACCGCCGUCUGCAACGUUGCGGUCCGCGAUGCCGAAAGUCUUGACGAUGCUGAGACCCUCGCAAGAAUCAAUUUGAUCGUCAAGGAUUACAAAGACGAACUUUUGGCACGCCGUAUUCGACGAUUGACUUUCAUUUGUGGCCAUAAGGAUGGAUCUUAUCCAGGAUACUUCACAUUCCGUGGUCCCGAGUACGAGGAAGACCAGAGUAUUCGUCACAGCGAGCCAGCCUUGGCUUUCCAGCUUGAGUUGGGAAGACUCUCACGAUUCUCAAUCAAACCAGUAUUCACUGAGAACCGAAACAUCCACAUCUACGAAGCCAUUGGAAAGGAAGUCGAAGGUGACAAGCGUUACUUUACUCGUGCUGUGGUUCGUCCAGGAAGACUUCGUGAUGAGAUUCCAACUGCCGAGUAUCUCAUUUCAGAGUCGGAUCGACUCAUGAAUGAUAUCUUGGACGCUCUAGAGAUUAUCGGUAACAAUAACUCCGAUCUCAACCACAUCUUCAUCAAUUUCUCACCGGUAUUCCCUCUUCAACCACCAGAGGUUGAGAAGGCACUUGGCGGUUUCUUGGAACGAUUUGGUCGCCGUCUCUGGCGCCUUCGCGUCACUGGUGCUGAAAUCCGUAUCAUUUGCACAGAUCCAGAAACUGGCAUGCCAUAUCCUCUUCGUGUUGUCAUUUCAAACACUUCCGGAUAUGUCAUUCAAGUCGAGAUGUACGCUGAGCGAAAGUCCGAAAAGGGUGGCGAGUGGGUUUUCCACAGCAUUGGCGGCACAACUAAGAUUGGAGCGAUGCAUUUGAGACCCGUCAGCACUCCAUACCCAACCAAGGAGUGGUUGCAACCAAAGAGAUACAAGGCACAUCUCAUGGGUACUCAAUAUGUCUACGAUUUCCCAGAGCUCUUCAGACAAGCCAUCCAAAACAGCUGGGUCAAGGCUGUGCGUAAGCAUUCAUCCCUGGCUGAAAAGCAACCACCUCAAGGCGAAUGUAUUGACUACAGCGAACUUGUUCUGGACGACCAGGACAAUCUCGCCGAGGUUUUCCGCGAGCCAGGCACCAAUACGCAUGGUAUGGUUGGUUGGAUUGUGACUGCAAAAACACCAGAAUAUCCACGUGGCCGCAAGUUCAUUAUCAUUGCCAACGAUAUUACAUUCAAGAUUGGAAGUUUCGGACCCAAAGAGGAUCAAUUCUUCUACAAGUGCACUGAGCUUGCCAGAAAAUUGGGCAUCCCACGAAUCUAUCUUUCUGCCAAUUCCGGUGCUCGUAUUGGUAUGGCCGAUGAACUCGUACCACACUUCAAUGUCGCUUGGAAUGACCCUGAGAAGCCUGAGUCUGGUUUCAAAUACAUCUACUUGAACGCCGAUGCUAAGAAGCGUUUUGAGGAUGGAAAGAGAAAGGAUGUUAUCACUGAAGAGAUCACUGAGGAUGGUGAGACCAGAUACAAGAUCACUACCAUUGUUGGUGCAGAGGAUGGACUUGGAGUUGAAUGUCUGAAGGGAUCUGGUCUCAUUGCCGGUGCCACUAGCAGAGCCUACGAGGACAUCUUUACUAUCACCUUGGUAACAUGUCGAUCAGUUGGGAUUGGUGCCUACUUGGUUCGUCUGGGCCAACGUGCUAUCCAAAUCGAGGGUCAACCAAUUAUCUUGACGGGUGCACCAGCCAUCAACAAACUUCUUGGACGCGAAGUGUAUACUUCCAAUCUCCAACUUGGUGGUACACAGAUCAUGUACAAGAAUGGUGUCUCCCACAUGACCGCGAACGAUGAUUUCGAAGGUGUUUCUAAGAUUGUCGAGUGGAUGGCAUUCGUCCCCGACAAGCGAAACAACCCACUUCCUAUCGGACCAGCUGUUGAUUCAUGGGAUCGAGACAUUCUCUACACUCCACCACCUAAGGCGCCAUAUGAUGUCAGAUGGUUGAUUGGAGGUAAGGAAGAUGACGAGGGAUUUAUGCCAGGUCUCUUCGACAAGGACUCCUUCGUUGAAACCCUCGGUGGUUGGGCCAAGACAGUUGUUGUAGGUCGUGCUCGCCUCGGUGGCAUCCCAAUGGGUGUCAUUGCUGUCGAAACUCGUUCAGUGGAGAAUAUCACCCCAGCUGAUCCCGCAAACCCUGACUCCAUUGAACAAGUCGCCAACGAGGCUGGUGGUGUUUGGUAUCCAAACUCGGCUUUCAAGACCGCCCAAGCUAUCAAGGACUUCAACAAUGGUGAACAAUUGCCAUUGAUGAUUCUUGCGAAUUGGAGAGGUUUCUCUGGUGGUCAGCGCGAUAUGUACAAUGAGGUCCUCAAGUACGGAUCUUACAUUGUUGAUGCUCUAUCGAAAUACGAGCAACCAGUCAUAAUCUACAUUCCACCAUUCGGUGAAUUGCGUGGUGGUUCAUGGGUAAGUUUUGUUCUUUUGCAAAUUGGAGUUCAACCGCUAAUUGUUGCAGGUUGUCGUUGACCCUACCAUUAACCCAGAGUACAUGGAAAUGUACGCUGAUGAGGAUGCACGUGGUGGUGUCUUGGAGCCAGAGGGUAUUGUCAACAUCAAGUACAGACGAGACAAGCAACUGGAUACCAUGGCUCGUCUGGAUCCUGAAUACGCUGCUCUUCGAAAACAACUCGCCGACAAGUCAUUGUCCCAAGAUCAAUUGAGCGAGGUCAAGGUCAAGGCCAACGCACGCGAGCAACUUCUUCUGCCUGUUUACCAGCAAAUCUCCUUGCAGUUUGCCGACCUUCAUGAUCGUGCUGGACGAAUGAAGGCAAAGAAUGUUAUUCGACAGCCAAUUGUCUGGAGAGAUGCACGUAGAUUCUUCUACUGGCGUGUACGCCGUCGUGUGAAUGAGGAGUAUAUCAUGAAGCGCAUGGCUUCUGCUUCUCCCAAGAACCCUCUUUCAUCCAGAGCUCGUCAUCGGGAGAUCCUCGCCGCCUGGACAGGUAUCCCCAACUUCGCAAACGACGAUAGAGAUGUUGCCAUGUGGUAUGAGGAGAACCGAAAGACUGUUCAUGACAAGGUUGAAGUAUUGAAGACGGAAGGUGUUGCUUUCGAUGUUGCUAGCUUAUUGAGAAGCAACAAGAAGGGUGGCUUGAAGGGAGUUCAACAGAUGCUGAGCAUGUUGCCAGCGACCGAGCGAGAGGAAGCUUUGAAAUUUUUGUCACAAACUUAG
This is a messenger RNA of Hymenoscyphus albidus, 7361 nucleotides long. The record is from the annotation of a GenBank genome assembly. Lineage: Eukaryota; Fungi; Ascomycota; Leotiomycetes; Helotiales; Helotiaceae.